Messenger RNA from Crotalus tigris (Tiger rattlesnake), 4476 nucleotides. It is a transcript of the gene PAQR8, whose product is annotated as progestin and adipoQ receptor family member 8. The record is from RefSeq and is a predicted model, not a curated record. Gene Ontology annotation, cellular component: plasma membrane. The coding region runs from base 738 to 1799 and encodes 353 amino acids. The transcript has 2 exons. NCBI's taxonomy places the organism in Eukaryota, Metazoa, Chordata, Lepidosauria, Squamata, Viperidae. Gene Ontology annotation, biological process: response to steroid hormone. Gene Ontology annotation, molecular function: nuclear steroid receptor activity; steroid binding.
GUCUUGGAUUCGUGGGCGGCGGUGACGUUAUGCCGCUACAUCUUCCAACUGUGAUGCUUUGCUUACAAGUAGUUCUUGCAGCGGUUAGGGAUAAGGAAGAAAUUGGCAGCCCGCGGAGUUAAUAUGGGGAAGCAAUGAACCCCCCCCCGCGCGCGCGCGCUUUCCUUUGGCCGAUUUGGUCUGCCGGACUGAGUGGAGAACUCAACCUGAGCGAAUAAACCCUCCUUUCCUUCAGCUUCGCCCUGACGGCUCCCGAGCAACUUACAGAAUUCAGAAUUCACAGGCGAAAACUGCAAGGAGGCUUUUCAAUUACAGGCAGGCAUGUUCGAGGAAAUCCUUUCGAAGUAUCGCUUGCAUAAUAUGAUUUACUGCUGCUCAGAGCUGUGAUAAUUUCUAUCCAGAAUAGUGUAAAAAAAGGACUUCUUGGAUGACCCUGGUGGAGAUGAGGAAUGCAGCCUUGGUAGGAGUUUUGCCUUCGUCGUUCUUCCUUUUAGUUCAUUAGCCACAGGAAUGCCUCCUGACAAGUCCCUGCACUUUUCUUAUCAAGAUUUUAGAAGUGGCUUGUGAUUGUCUUCUUCACAGAGCUGAGAGAGACUGCUGACACUUAGAACUCACAGUGUCCCGAUUUCUAGCCCUGUGCCUUAGAUGCUAAACUGGUAGUCUUGCAUCUUAGUUGUUCAUAGGGGCUUGGCAACUCAAUGAUGGGUGCAUGGUGACAGGUAAAAGGAAACAUUUAAAUGAUGACGGCUAUUCUGGAACGGAUCAGCACUUUGUCCAUCAGUGGACAACAACUCCGUCGACUUCCUCAGCUCUUGGAAGAAGGCUUUCCCAAGAUGCCUUGCACAGUUAAAGAAUCUGAUGUGCCCCAACUUUUCAGGGAGCCUUAUAUCCAAGCUGGCUAUCGCCCCAUAGGUCAGGAUUGGCGCUAUUAUUUCCUCAGCCUCUUCCAAAAACAUAAUGAGGUUGUUAAUGUCUGGACUCACCUUCUGGCUGCUUUGGCAGUGCUGCUGAGAUUUAAUGUUUUUGCUGAAGCAGAGGGCUUAUCUCUGGAGAUCCGCUCCUUACCUCUCUUCAUCUUUGUCCUUUCCUCUGUUACAUAUCUGACAUGCAGCCUCUUAGCUCAUCUCUUGCAGUCCAAGUCAGAGAUAUCACACUAUAGUUUCUAUUUUGUGGAUUAUGUUGGCGUCAGCAUCUACCAAUACGGAAGUGCCCUGGCCCAUUUCUACUACAGCUCUGACCAAGCCUGGUAUGACAAAUUUUGGCUUUUCUUCUUGCCAGCAGCUGCUUUCUGUGGGUGGCUGUCAUGUGCUGGCUGUUGCUAUGCCAAGUACCGCUACCGGCGCCCAUAUCCCAUCAUGAGGAAAGUAUGUCAAGUGAUCCCAGCGGGGUUGGCAUUCAUCUUGGACAUCAGUCCUGUGGCUCACCGUGUGAUUAUGUGCCACCUUGAAGGCUGUGAGGAGUUGGCUGCUUGGUACCACACCUUCCAGAUACUUUUCUUCCUAGUCAGUGCUUAUUUCUUCUCUUGUCCAGUUCCUGAAAAAUAUUUCCCUGGGUCCUGUGAUAUUGUUGGUCAUGCCCACCAAAUUUUUCACACAUUCCUUGCUAUUUGCACGCUCUCACAAUUGGAAGCCAUCUUCUUGGAUUACAAGAACAGUCAAGAUAUCUUAUUCAGGCGACAUGGAUCUCUUUCCAUCAUCCUGUCUUGUGGCUCUUUUUUUGGCUUAGUUGCUUGCAGUGCUGUCACUGCACUCCUACUGCAGCGCAAAAUCAAGGAGGAACUGGCCAUAAAGGCAUCUUGAGAGACUGACAUAGAAACAGGGUUCAGUCCUGAUGUGCUUGAAGAAAACUAGGAAGAGGGAAGUUUACUCAAGUACUGUAUAUAAGUAAAUUAACCAAGUGGUUUUCCUCUAUAAAUUAUAAUCAAGGAAUUGAUUACAGGUCAACACUAAUUUAUUAUACCUGCCUUAUGCCCUAAACAUUUUUACUAACUGUACCUAUUGCUGGGCAAAGGGCAUUUAGAAUACUUAAUUGAAGAGUUAUAAAGGCAGAUUUUUCUAAAUGGUCUUACUCUUACUUAUUUAUAGAAAUUUGUAUUAUGUGAAAGAGGAUACUGUAACUAACUAGAAGAGUAGACUAUUGCCAUUGACUUGCACAUCUGUAAAGCUCUUAUCUCAUUGGUAAAGGAACUGUGUGGGUUAUAUUACUUCAGAAUAUAAAUGGGGAUGGGGUCACAUAAGAGAGAAAAAGAUUCCUUAACACAUUGGGUCAAAGUCCUUAGUUUACUAGUUUAUAUGUAGGGAUUUUUUUUUCAUGUUAAAUCAUAAGACUCAUUACUUGCAAUCUGAAAUGAUAUAGAGUAGUCAUGUUUAUGACUUCAGAGAUGAUUAAAACAAAGCUUAUGGAGAAGGUUGACAUAAUGCUGAUAGUCUUGUUCAGUUGGUUUCAUUUUAUCUGUGACCUUGAAACCACUGGUACCUAUACAGCUCAAGUAGUGCUGAUUCUUCCCCCAAGUUAUAAGCUUCAGAAAUAGUAUGGUGGUAGAAUACCAUUCAUAAUUUGAUAGCUGUCACCUGUUUAUCAUUCAAGCCCAGGUUAGCUGAAGCAAAGAAGGGUAGGAUUCUCAAAGGUAGCAGAAGUUAAUAGCCCUACUAUUCCCUUUGUAUACAUGCAAAGGUUUUUGCAGUGCAAACAGUUGUUCUCCUUUGGAUAACUAUCUCUCCACUGAGGUUAGUAGUGAUCAAGCAGAACAGGAGAUGUUUGUUGCCUUUAAGGUGAUGUUUUGUGCUUUCUCAAUGAAUCUACAACAUAUUUUCAGAAGAGUUGAAGCCUCCUCAGAUCUUAGUACUUCAAUUUCCUUCAAGUAAGUUGUGCUAUAAAGUUAUCUACAAAUUUAGAUAAUCCCUUUUCAAUGCUGGGAAUCUGCCCUGCUUUGUGCCCUGCCCAGUUCCUGACAUUCCCCCCACAAUCUCACACACACACACACACACACACACACACAUCACAUUCCAGAUUAUUUGCAUCUUUCCUAUUCUAAGAUAUUUCAGGUAGGACUGCAGCUUCCCUCUGUGCCUCCUGAAGAAUUUUGGGAUAUCAAAAACAGGAAGAGGAGUACAACUAUCAAUGGAAUAAAAUAAAGCUUCAGGAAAAUCAAUCAGGAUUUCUCCUGAAAGAAAUUAAAGGCCACCGGUUGGUCUGCUAAGCAUGCUAUUUUACCAUUUUAACACUGAUUAGCAUCUAUGACUAUAAAUAUAUCUAGUGUUUUUCAUGUUUGUUGUCCAUAAAGACUCUAUUCUUCCUAAUUCAUUUCUGCAUGCCUUCACUCAUAUUUUUGGCAAAAUGUUAGUUUUCCUGGUCCCUUCUGGAUUUUAGAUAUCAUGUCAUUCAAACAAAUCCAUUCGAGACUUUUACAACCUGAAUGCUAUUCUGGCAACCAAGAUAAGAGUACAGUAUUUCUUCCCUGUUUGAGCACCAAGUUAAAUAAUUAAAGAAGGAUCGGUUUUAUUGUAAAAAAGUAUUAUAUGAAUAAGUACCAUGCCAUUGUACCAACAGCACAUUUUCCUAACCACAGUUUUAUUUGUCUUCUCAUCAGUAGGAGUCCAGUUGAGUUGUGCUUUGAGUCUUGUGUGGCUUUUAACUUCUGAACUUCUAUUUCCUUUCUUCCAAACACAAACAGCAUACUCAAACAGAAACUGCAGCUGUAGAAUGUUUUAUUUAUUAAUGUUUCCUGUGAAAUGUUAUUUGCACAUAGCACACUAGCAUAUAAUUGAAAGAUGUGUGCCAAACUUGGUUUUUGAUGAUGCUGGGAAGUGGGAAUCAUUUUGCAUUAGUAGACAGUCAUAACAAUGGAUAACCCCAUUUGCAGUCUGGCAAUGGUACACUCAGAAUUCUAAUUACAGUUUCCCAUCUUAUUCUCCUUAAUAUGCAGUAUAUCAGUUGUAUUCAAGAUGGCCAGAUUUAUACCUAUUCAAAUUUUGGUGAAAGUAGUUAACAUACAAAGACAAGUACAGUCCAAGAUGGUUUCAAAAACCAUUAAUAAUAGUUGAGUCACAAGAAAUUUAAGCCAUUUUCUGCCAACAUAAACACUGAAAAAUUUUGUUUAAAAUAUAUAAACUAUUGGAAGAAAAUAAAUAAUUCCAUCAAUUAAAUCUGAUGGACUGUAUGAAAAUUCUUAGUGAGUUUAUAUCACCAUCUAGUGGCAUAAUCUACUAAGAUUUUUCUAAUAGUUGGGAUGGCUUUGAGAAUUUUAAUUACGUUGUUACUCAGCAGAAAUACUUUUCAUUAAGAUGUUUCUAACUAAAUAAAUAGAUUAUGAUUAUUUUUUGUAAAACAUACAUUAUUCUUACUGUGAACUAAGUUGCAUUAUUUUCUGUGAUUUCAUAAGUGAUAUCUUUGUUUCACAGCAAUUUUCAUUGAACAUGUAUUUCAUGCCUGUAACUUGGUUGCUUACAUGACAUUAAAAUUUUUAAGCUACUUCAA